Messenger RNA from Grammomys surdaster, 2344 nucleotides. RefSeq names its product transmembrane protein 38A (gene Tmem38a). The record is from RefSeq and is a predicted model, not a curated record. The coding region runs from base 279 to 1175 and encodes 298 amino acids. Gene Ontology annotation, molecular function: potassium channel activity; identical protein binding. NCBI's taxonomy places the organism in Eukaryota, Metazoa, Chordata, Mammalia, Rodentia, Muridae. Gene Ontology annotation, cellular component: membrane. Gene Ontology annotation, biological process: potassium ion transmembrane transport. The transcript has 6 exons.
AAGCAGAUGUACAAGGACAGGAUUCCCUCUUGUGUGCGCUGGAUGCAGGGGAUAGACCGUCCCUUUUUUGGCUCCGUCGAACGAGUUCUGACGUCCCUGCUGCCCGGCCCCUUGAGCUCCAAGGUGCUAGGCGUCCCCACCGCCCCUCCUCUCGGGAGGUGGGGGGAGAGGCAGGCAGGGGGCGGUGCCUGGCAGUGGGGCGGGUUCAGUGGCUAGGGAGCAGUCGUCGGGCGGCGGGGCGCGGGACGCACAGGGCCGGGGAGGCGCCCUCCAUCGCCAUGGACCUGAUGUCAGCGCUGAGCCUAGGCGAGCUAGCGCUCAGCUUCUCGCGGGUGCCGCUCUUCCCUGUCUUCGACCUCAGCUACUUCAUCGUCUCCAUCAUCUACCUGAAGUAUGAGCCAGGAGCUGUGGAGCUGUCCCGGCACCACCCGGUGGCAUCCUGGCUGUGCGCCAUGUUACACUGUUUUGGGAGUUACAUCCUGGCCGACCUGCUUCUUGGGGAGCCCAUCAUUGACUACUUCAGCAACAGCUCCAGUAUCCUGCUGGCCUCUGGAGUGUGGUACUUGAUUUUCUUCUGUCCCUUGGACCUCUUCUACAAGUGUGUCUGCUUUCUGCCUGUAAAACUCAUCUUUGUGGCUAUGAAGGAGGUGGUGAGGGUCCGAAAGAUUGCUGUGGGCAUCCAUCACGCACACCACCACUACCACCACGGGUGGUUCAUCAUGAUCGCCACCGGGUGGGUCAAAGGUUCUGGAGUUGCCCUCCUAUCCAACCUGGAGCAGCUGCUUCGAGGUGUCUGGAAGCCGGAGACCAAUGAGGUCUUACACAUGUCCUUCCCCACCAAGGCCAGUCUGUAUGGAGCCAUCCUGUUCACCUUACAGCAGACCCGCUGGCUCCCGGUGUCCAAGGCCAGCCUCAUUUUCGUCUUCACCAUGUUUAUGGUGUCAUGUAAGGUGUUCCUGACAGCCACACACUCCCACAGUUCUCCAUUUGAUGUCCUGGAGGGUUACAUCUGCCCAGUGCUGUUCGGGGCAACUUGGGGAGGCGACCAUCACCAUGACAACCAUGGAGCACCACAUGGCAUGGGGCUAGGCACCCAGCACUCUGGCCUGCCUGCCAAAGCCAAGGAAGAGCUGAGUGAAGGCUCCAGAAAGAAGAAGACCAAGAAAGCGGAUUAGGGCUGGGCCCCAGGGAUCCACUGGGUACUUGGGAGAAGGAUGAGGACUCAGAGAAACUCAGAACUUAGGGGCAUUCAGGGCUCAGACCUCCCCCUCCCUCCCCCUGCUCCCCACUACCCUCCAUUCCCCAUCUGCAAUUUGGAGCCAUCAGCAACUCCUAGCGCUGAUGUGGGGUUAAAUUAGUGUGGAGGAGUUCAAUAGGCAUGGAUAACCCUGCCCUCUGCCAGACCCCUCAUAAGGUCACAGCCUUUGGAGGCACACAAUCCAGGCCCAAAGCCCUGGCUGGUAGGUUCUUGGUUUUCAUUCUGUGUUCUAAUUAUAUCUUGUAACCAAAAGAAUUUAACGCCACAUGGAGACUCAAUUAUCUGAGAGCCAGGUGCUGGGGUCCCAUGUCCUUUCUCACUCAGGACCUCCCUAGAAUUUUGUGACUCCUGCUGGGCAUCUUUAGGCAAAUGGCCUCUCUUCUCUGGGCCUCCUGUUUCUGAUCUGUAGCAGGUCCUCUUGUGUACAGAAGGGUCUUUAUCUGUCAAACAGUUUCUUAAGCAGUGUGGUGCUGAGGAGGAGGCUGGAGCUGUCAUGAAGGACAGUGGCAAACUGCUCUGUAUGUUAGGCCAUUUGUGUUUGAGCCCAGAAGGUCUCACCAGACGCUCAGCUGAGCAGACACAUCUAGGGCAGGCUGCUAACAGGAAGGGGGCCUUGAGUUCCUAGCUGCCCAUAGGCAAGAGAAGUGUGCGUGCAGGGUGGAGGGUCCAAGUGCCGACAGCCUUGCGUGCUCACAAUCGAGCUCUGGGUGCAUCAGGUGUCCCUCCUGUCUGACCAGCAGAGUUCAUUCAGUCAUUCAACAAACACACAGAUCCUCACAUGCUCCCUGUACAGUGGUGUGCUGCUCCUCCAAGGAUCGAGCCUUGUACAGGGGAAGGGCCAUGGUUGCCAAAGUCUCCAGGACAUCUGAGAGAGGUGAGCAUUGGGUACUGCUGGUCUCAGGCUUAUGUGAGGCUCAGAUCUAGUAGGAGUACCCAGGGUUGCCCAUUUGUUGAGAAAAUGCUCCUUAUAGCUUUGGCUAGAGAUAGGGUGGUCCUGAGUCUGGAAGCUCCUGGGUUUCAUCCCCUUGGUGUCAAUCAAAGCUCUGUGUGAGUGAUCAGCCAAUAAAUCUGGUGCGAGUAAAGCAA